UAAAACCCAUAUAGUGGAUUCCAGCACACAGUAAAGGAGAAUAUCCUGCGUUAAAAACCAUGUAGCCACCUAGUCUUUAGAGCCCAUGUUUUAGAGUGGAUCAGCAACCUUCUUGAGAUUUGUAUUGCUUGCUUCCCUUAGAUUCUGCCAAGAAUCUUUUAUGUUGGUCUGGAAUCCAGACUAGUUAUAAGCCUUCCUUUUCUUUGGUUUUAAGAUCAUUGGGUGUUGUAGAUACCAGUUCUAGUAGCUAUAAAUUCAACAAUCCUCACAUUCAUAUUUGGCCUGUAAUUGACUAGCUUCUGAGCAAUGGAAGCUACCUCCUAUCUUAGACUCUCGUUUCUUCUCAUGGCAGCUCUUCUGCUGCUGGUAUUUGUUAGGACAUGGGUUCGUUUGCCUUCUCUUAGUCCUGAGGAUUGCUCUGAAUUUGGGUCUCCUUGUACGUUAAAGCAAAGAAUCCAAUUGGGUAGAACUGGUGGUUUCAUAGAGAAAAACAAGCCCCCCAAGUACCAGAAAAUUGACCAUGAGAAUGAGGUUGUAAAGCAUCCUCUAGAUCCUCUUACCAUUCAGGAGAUCAAGAAAGUCCGAGAGAUUAUCAGUAAGUCGUCAGAUUUUAAUCAUGGUGAGUUUUCACUAAACUCACUGGUCUUAGAAGAGCCGCUGAAAGAAGAAGUCCUGGCUUGGAAGGCAGGCAAAAACUUUCCUAGCAGGAAGGCUUCAGUUAUUGCUCAGGUCGGUGGGUAUUUCCAUAAAAUGGUUGUAGACCUAGUGUUAGGUCAGAUUGUAACUAAUGAUAUCAGUCAUGAAGCUGGGUAUCCUACUAUGACAGUAGAGGACAUGGUAUCAAGUGUUAGGGUGCCUCUGAAGAACAAAGAGUUUGCAGAUAUUGUCAAAAAGAGGGGAGUCAAUGUGAGCGAUGUUUCCUGUGUGCCCAUUUCCUUGGGAUGGUUUGGUGAGGCCGAAGAGGGCAGGAGGCUGGUUAAAGUCCAGUGUUAUUCAAUGGCAGGAACUGUGAACUUCUAUAUGAGACCAAUUGAGGGUCUUACAGUUCUUGUUGAUAUGGAUAUGAAAAAGAUUUUGAAGAUCACAAACAAUGGGAAAGAUAUACCCCUGCCAAAAGGAGAGAAUACAGACUACAGACUUUCUGUCCAAAAGCAGCCUUUGUUACCCCCUCUGAAUCCUAUCUCCAUUGAACAGCCCAAAGGUCCAAGUUUUAAGGUUGAUGGGCAUCAGGUCAAGUGGGGAAGUUGGGAAUUCCAUGUCAAACCUGAUCCUCGUGCAGGAGUGAUAAUAUCAGAAGCAAAGGUUAAGGAUCCUGACACAGGAAAGAUGAGAAGGGUUUUGUACAAGGGUUUUACCUCUGAGCUAUUUGUGCCUUACAUGGAUCCUAGUGAUGCUUGGUACUUUAAAACCUAUAUGGAUGCAGGGGAAUAUGGAUUUGGAUUGAAUACCAUGUCACUUGAGCCCCUUAAUGAUUGUCCAAGGAAUGCUUACUACAUGGAUGGAGUGUUUGCUAGUGCAGAUGGGACACCUUAUGUAAGGCCUAACAUGAUCUGCAUAUUUGAAAGAUAUGCUGGGGAUAUUUCUUGGCGUCACACGGAAUGCCCAAUCUCAGGCAUGGAGAUCAGAGAAGCGAGACCAAAGGUGACAUUGGUAGUCCGCAUGUCAGCAUCUGUUGCAAAUUAUGAUUAUAUUGUGGAUUGGGAAUUUCAGACUGAUGGUCUUAUCCGAAUCAAGGUUGGACUAAGUGGAAUUCUGAUGGUCAAAGGAACAAAAUAUGAGAACGUGGACCAGAUUGACUCUAAUGCUGAACUCCAUGGAACUUUGCUUGCAGAAAAUGUGAUUGGUGUCAUCCAUGACCAUUAUGUCACAUUCCACUUAGACAUGGAUAUUGAUGGCACAGAAAACUCGUUUGUUCAGGUUAAGAUGGCCAAGAAAACAGUGGAGAAUGGACCAACACCACGGAAAAGUUUCUGGACAGGAGAGAGACACAUUGCCCAAACAGAGAAGGAUGCCCAGAUCCAGUUGAGCCUCUACAACCCAUCUGAGUUUCAUAUGAUUAAUCCAUCAAAGAAGACAAAGAUUGGCAAUCCAGUAGGAUACAAAGUUGUCCCUGGAGGCACAGCUGCAAGCUUGCUUGAUCACAACGAUCCUCCACAACUUCGAGGGGCCUUCACCAACAACCAGAUAUGGGUUACUCCAUACAAUAGAAGUGAACAGUGGGCUGGUGGGCUGUAUACAUAUCAAAGCAAAGGAGAUGACACACUGGCUGUAUGGUCUAACAGGGACCGCCCAAUUGAGAAAAAAGACAUUGUGCUUUGGUACACAUUGGGCUUCCAUCAUCUUCCCUGCCAAGAGGACUAUCCAAUCAUGCCAACAGUCUCAGCCAGCUUUGAUCUCAAACCAGUAAAUUUCUUCGAAAGCAAUCCUAUCAUGAGGACUGCACCAAUGACCGAGAAAGAUCUCCCAAUGUGUUCUGCUUCAGCUGAAUGAACAUCUGCACCAUUCCAACAAGUUCCCAAAAUUACUUACCAGUUGAAAUUGGCCAAGUAAAUCAUCUUCAUCUGUAAAAUAAACAACACAUGCAUUGUAGAAGAGUUCAGCAGUAUCGCAUUAGAGCUUUCUUUUUAAAAGUUGGGAAUGUUUAAGGCAUCAGGAGUAGACUGUUAUUCACCUGGAGCAAAAGUUAUCAACAUAUAAAAAUUUACAGGUGUCUUACACCUCUUGCCUAAAACAAAUGAAUAAACAAAUGAGUCAUUCAGCAAUGGAGUUGUGGAACACAAGACCAGUGUUUAAAUAGAUUUGACCAGUAGUUAGAAUUAUGUAUUGGGUAGAACGAAUGUGCAGUAAAAUCAAAUGUUAUUUGUAGUUUAGAUGUAUGUCUACUCAAAUCGUUGUAAUCUGCUAAAGGCAGAGAUGCUGACAUCUAUGUAUGCUGAAUAAUUGUUACUUGUAAUUAAACUAGUUGCCUUAUGUGUAAAGGGUUUCCAACCCCACUUUAAUCAUAUAUGAGAUAUCGACUAUAAAGACA
This is a messenger RNA of Cryptomeria japonica (Japanese cedar), 3028 nucleotides long. RefSeq names its product amine oxidase [copper-containing] gamma 1. Lineage: Eukaryota; Viridiplantae; Streptophyta; Pinopsida; Cupressales; Cupressaceae. Bases 307 to 2490 code for a protein of 727 amino acids. The transcript has 5 exons. Gene Ontology annotation, biological process: amine metabolic process. Gene Ontology annotation, molecular function: primary methylamine oxidase activity; quinone binding; copper ion binding. The record is from RefSeq and is a predicted model, not a curated record.